Messenger RNA from Cynocephalus volans (Philippine flying lemur), 1146 nucleotides. It is a transcript of the gene PRKAR1B, whose product is annotated as protein kinase cAMP-dependent type I regulatory subunit beta. Gene Ontology annotation, molecular function: cAMP-dependent protein kinase regulator activity. The transcript has 10 exons. Gene Ontology annotation, biological process: regulation of protein phosphorylation. Bases 1 to 1146 code for a protein of 381 amino acids. Gene Ontology annotation, cellular component: cAMP-dependent protein kinase complex. The record is from RefSeq and is a predicted model, not a curated record. Lineage: Eukaryota; Metazoa; Chordata; Mammalia; Dermoptera; Cynocephalidae.
AUGGCUUCUCCAUCCUCCUGCCACUCGGAGGAGGAGGAGAGUCUGAAGGCUUGUGAGCUGUACGUUCAGAAGCACGGCAUUCAGCAGGUCCUCAAAGACUGCAUCGUGCACCUCUGCAUCUCCAAGCCGGACCGCCCCAUGAAGUUCCUCCGGGAGCAUUUUGAAAAGCUGGAGAAGGAAGAAAACAGGCAGAUUUUGGCUCGGCAGAAGUCGAACUCGCAAUCAGACUCCCAUGAUGAGGAAGUGUCACCGACCCCACCCAACCCUGUGGUGAAGGCCCGCCGCCGGCGAGGGGGAGUGAGUGCGGAGGUGUACACAGAAGAAGAUGCUGUCUCCUAUGUCAGGAAGGUUAUUCCCAAGGACUAUAAGACCAUGACGGCGCUGGCCAAAGCCAUCUCCAAGAACGUGCUCUUUGCUCACCUUGAUGACAAUGAGAGAAGUGACAUCUUUGACGCCAUGUUCCCUGUCACUCACAUUGCUGGGGAGACAGUUAUACAGCAAGGCAAUGAAGGAGACAAUUUCUAUGUAAUCGAUCAAGGAGAAGUAGAUGUGUAUGUGAAUGGAGAGUGGGUGACCAGCAUCAGCGAAGGGGGCAGUUUCGGGGAGCUGGCACUCAUAUACGGCACCCCCAGGGCCGCGACGGUGAAAGCCAAGACCGACCUUAAGCUCUGGGGCAUCGACCGCGACAGCUACCGGCGAAUCCUCAUGGGCAGCACGCUGAGAAAACGCAAGAUGUAUGAGGAAUUUCUCAGCAAGGUCUCCAUCCUCGAGUCCCUGGAGAAGUGGGAACGUCUGACAGUGGCCGACGCACUGGAGCCCGUCCAGUUUGAGGAUGGAGAGAAAAUCGUUGUUCAGGGGGAGCCAGGGGAUGACUUCUACAUCAUCACAGAAGGCACGGCAUCCGUCCUGCAGCGCCGAUCCCCCAACGAGGAGUACGUGGAGGUGGGCCGUCUCGGGCCCUCCGACUACUUCGGGGAGAUCGCGCUGCUGCUGAACCGGCCCCGUGCGGCCACCGUGGUGGCCCGAGGACCCCUCAAGUGUGUCAAGCUGGACCGGCCCCGCUUCGAGCGCGUGCUGGGCCCCUGCUCCGAGAUCCUCAAGAGGAACAUCCAGCGCUACAACAGCUUCAUCUCCCUGACCGUCUGA